Erinaceus europaeus (western European hedgehog) is the source of this 1283-nucleotide messenger RNA. It is a transcript of the gene NUDT22, whose product is annotated as nudix hydrolase 22. Gene Ontology annotation, molecular function: GDP-mannose hydrolase activity. NCBI's taxonomy places the organism in Eukaryota, Metazoa, Chordata, Mammalia, Eulipotyphla, Erinaceidae. The transcript is spliced from 5 exons. The record is from RefSeq and is a predicted model, not a curated record. Bases 347 to 1219 code for a protein of 290 amino acids.
CGUGCGGGUCCGGGGGUGAGUGCGGCGAGAGGCCGGAGCUUCCCGACCCCGCUGGAGCCGAGCAUGUCAGAGGCUGGGGGCGGGAGCCCUCUAACCCUGGCAGACGUGGGUCCUAGGGGUGGCAGGGCCCUGUACCUCCAGCUGACAGGGAGGCCCCGGGGUGGACUCCAGGCUCUUGCGGAAGCGGAGUCACUCUACUGUUCAGAAAGCGAUCAGAGGGUGCAGAAGGCCUCCGGGGGCAUAUGGCAGAGGGGGGCGUGCUACCGGACCCAAGGGUGGCUGUGGGGUCCCCCUGGGUGAGAGUUCUGGCUGUGUUCUCCCCAUAGCUGCCCCGUCUGUCCAGACCAUGGACCCUGAGGUGUCCCUACUGUUGCAAUGUCCCCCGACCGGGCUGCUGGAGAGCCAGGUGCUGGUGGAGCUGAGCCCCGCCCAUGACCGGCGCCCACUGCCAGGAGGGGACGAGGCCAUCGCUGCUGCAUGGGAAAGCCGGCUACAGGCCCAGCCUUGGCUCUUUGAUGCUCCCAAGUUCCGCCUCCACGCAGCUACGCUGGCGACCACUGGCUCGCUGGGGCCACAGCUGCUUCUGCGCCUGGGCCUGACUUCCUACCGAGACUUUCUGGGCACCAACUGGGCCAGCUCAGCUGCCUGGCUGCGACAGCAGGGGGUCACUGACUGGGGCGACAAGCAAGCCUACCUGGCGGACCCGCUGGGGGUGGGCGCGGCUCUGGUCACCGCUGAUGGCUUCCUUGUCCUCCUGCGCCGCUCUCAGCAAGUGGCGGAGGCCCCAGGGCUGGUGGACGUGCCUGGCGGGCACCCUGAGCCUCAGGUGCUGUGCCCAGGUGACAGCCCCCUACACAAGGACUUACCUGGAGAACUAGUGGUACAUGAGCUCUUCUCUAGUGUCCUCCAGGAGAUCUGUGACGAGGUGAACCUGCCGCUGCUCACCCUGAGCCAGCCCCUGCUGCUGGGCAUUGCCUGCAACGAGACCAGUGCUGGCCGUGCGAGUGCUGAGUUCUAUGUCCAGUGCAGCCUCACUUCUGAGCAAGUGAGGAAACACUACAUGAGUGGGGGGCCCGAAGCCCAUGAGUCCACAGGCAUCAUAUUUGUGGAGACAGAGAGGGUGCAGAGGUUGCAAGAGACCGAACUGUGGGCUGAGCUCUGUCCGUCGGCCAAAGGCGCCAUCUUCCUCUACAACCUUGUCCACGCAAGUCCCACCUGAGUCACCUGAGGGUCUCAGCCCUAUCCCCACCUCUCGCAAAGCAAUAAAGGACUUUAUUCUUGCA